This is a messenger RNA of Gamsiella multidivaricata, 222 nucleotides long. RefSeq lists its product as uncharacterized. NCBI's taxonomy places the organism in Eukaryota, Fungi, Mortierellomycota, Mortierellomycetes, Mortierellales, Mortierellaceae. The record is from RefSeq and is a predicted model, not a curated record. The coding region runs from base 1 to 222 and encodes 73 amino acids. The transcript is spliced from 2 exons.
AUGACCCCAUUGAUCACAUUGCUCGCACCAAAUCCGAAUCUGCACAAGUCCUUUCAUGGACUCGACUACAACCCCGCCAAGACCCUCAUGCCUUCAAGGCCCUGGACGCCUAGCGCCGUGCUGCACCAAGGGUUUAAGGCCUCUUCCUCCUCCACCGUCCUCGUCAUCACGCUCUUGGCCGUCUUCUCCACCUACACCUUUCAGGUUGAGGCACACUCUUAG